AUUCAAAACAUGUGGAUUGGACCUGGAGAGAGAAAGAGAGGGGAUAAGGCGGUGCAGUUUAGGGUUUUUGGGUCUUCUUCAGAUUUGCAUUUUGGAGCUCCACUGGACUAAAAACUCUAUUUAUCUCCAAAUCAAUACUAUUUCUGGAAGUAACUCUCUCCCAUCUCCCUCUCUAGGAAGUUAAAGCAGAACUUGAAGAAGUUCCAUUAAUGGCGGCGACAAGCACGUCAAUAUUUGCGUCUUCCACGCGGCCUUUAUCGGCCACGAAGUAUAAUUCCACUGGAAAAGCAAACCCAUCUUUAUCAACCGCACAUGUUAGUAGCUUUAUGGGCGCUUCAUUGCGAAGGAGUUCUCUGAAAAACAAGAAAUUAAUCAGAAUUAGUGGAACAGUGAAUGCUGCCGCAACUGUCACAAUACCAACUUUGGAAGAAACUAAAGAGUACGCACUUCCUUCCUGGGCUAUGUUUGAACUGGGAAAGGCUCCUGUAUAUUGGAAAACCAUGAACGGUCUUCCUCCAACUUCUGGAGAGAAGUUGAAGCUUUUCUACAAUCCAGCUGCAGCUAAACUUGUUCCAAACGUAGAAUACGGGAUUGCUUUUAAUGGAGGUUUCAAUCAGCCCAUCAUGUGCGGUGGUGAACCAAGGGCAAUGCUUCGGAAAGAUAGAGGCAAAGCUGACACCCCGAUUUAUGUUAUCCAAAUAUGCGUUCCUAAGCAUGCCCUGAACUUGAUCUUCUCAUUCACAAAUGGGGUUGACUGGGAUGGUCCUUACAGACUGCAGUUUCAGGUCCCUAGAGCUUGGCGAAACAGACCAAUUGAAUUCUUCAACCAGGGUCUGGCUGAAGAAUUGAGUAAAGAAGGUGCCUGUGACAAAGCAAUCUUUCCCGAUACAAACGUUGUGAUCACAAGAUGUGCUAUGAUCGGUAACUUAGCAGUUGAAGGAGGUGAUCGUUGCAAUCUUGAUCUCGUUCUUGGAUGCAUGGAUCCUAAUUCGUACUUAUAUAACCCACUGGCAAACGUAGAUGAUGGAUCCUGCCCGCUUGAAUCUGAUUCCGAGUAGAGCUUCAAACUCCACAUCGAAAAAUCUUAUACACCCGCAAAGCCUGCAAGUACACAACCUAAGAUUGUGAAACUGCUGCUUCCCCCAACAAUAUUCAAUUGGGGAAAAUACAAAAACAGAGCUAUUGUAAAUUGGGUUAAAAGGUGAAUAUCUCAAUACAUGUCAAGAAUGGUUCAUUGCUCCAUUCUGAUGUAUAAAUAAAUCUCUUUUUUACUUUGUAGUUGUGAAACUUAAAAUGCAGAUCAUACAUAUAUAUAUAUGUGUAUGUAUAUUUGAAGUGAAAGGAAUUGAAAGUUGGCACAUGACACAUUUA
Messenger RNA from Carica papaya (papaya), 1371 nucleotides. RefSeq names its product post-illumination chlorophyll fluorescence increase (gene PIFI). Gene Ontology annotation, biological process: chlororespiration. NCBI's taxonomy places the organism in Eukaryota, Viridiplantae, Streptophyta, Magnoliopsida, Brassicales, Caricaceae. Gene Ontology annotation, cellular component: thylakoid; chloroplast stroma. The record is from RefSeq and is a predicted model, not a curated record.